CGUGUCUCUGCGUCCCUGCGUCCGCGUCCCAGUGUCUGUGGGCGGCGGCGCCGCGGCCUUGCCGCCGGGAUCCCGGUAUGAGCCGCGCCUGGCAGGCUCUCCGCGCUCUGCGGCUGCGGCUCGUGGGGCCUGCCAAGGAGCUGGUGGGCACGGACCAGUUUGGCAACAAAUACUACCGGGUGCCCAAGCACGAGAACCGCGCAGGGCAGAUUAUACCAGAAAGAAGAUUUGUAGAAGCAGUAAAUCGUGAAGCAUAUCAGUAUCAAAUGGGUGACUUUCCAGCAGAAUGGGAAGCAUGGAUAAGAAAAAAGAGAGAAGAUCCACCCACCAUUGAGGAGAUUCUUAGGAAUGAAAAUUACAGAGAAGAAAUGAAACAGAAAGUCAAGGAUGUAUCUGAAAAGGAUAAGCUGCUCCAGGCCAAGGAGUAUGAGGAAGGACUUGUUGCUGAACCAAGUCAAACUCAGGUUAAAGGCCAUGCAUCUGCCCCUUACUAUGGAAAGAAGGAGCCCUCACAAGACCCCACGAGCACUGCAAAUACCUUCCAGCCAGGAGCCUGGAUGCCACCAGGCAGUGGAAGUAGUCAAAAGAAAUAAGCAAUUUAAUGGACAGAUACUGUUAAUGGAUAAAUAUUUUAACAGGCAAUGUAUGCAGUUGUUAUGUACAAGAGCGCAAUAAAGUAGUAUUAAAGCAGCUUCAAUUACUUUUGCAGAACUAUUCAAAUAGGCUUAAUCACGACCGAGUAUUGUCAAGUGGGUAGACUGAAAAACAUGUUGUAUUACUAAGUUUGGUUUUGACAGUUACUCUUCAUCAGUUACUCUUGAAUUCAUAGCUAAAAGACUAUCGAAAUUUUCUUAAAGUCUGAAUUGAUUUUUCCCUUGAAGACUAAUUUAGUUUCAAAACUGCUCUUGAUCUAAGAAUUGUAGUCAGUACACUUACCAAGAUGUCUCUUCAGAAUAAAUCCCUUGACAGUGCCAGCGUGCUUUCUGCUGGGAAGCAGAUGGAAAAGUUAAUUUCAGGAACAGGAAUCACUAUGAAACUACACUGAUCAUGCACUGUACUCAUUGUAGGGACAUUUUUGUAACUUAGAACAGUCAACAUAUUUGAAAGUUUGAUUUGCAACUUGCACAGGGUAAAAUCAGUUAAACUACAUAUAACUGCUAUAAUAGAAGCUAGAAGUACUAGAUAAAACUGCUGGAAGGUAACACUGGGUCUGGGACAAGACUGUCAUGAAUAUUUAAAAAAAUAAGUUAGUUUUUAUUCCUGGUGUAUCUGUGGACUUCCCUAAAUGAUAAGAUCACUUUGGCCAUAGUUUAGAUACAUAAAAUGUGCAGAUUAUUUGCUUAGAGAUUAUGUUUGAGAACUUCAAAUAAAAAUAAAGA
This is a messenger RNA of Hirundo rustica (Barn swallow), 1379 nucleotides long. It is a transcript of the gene NDUFAF2, whose product is annotated as NADH:ubiquinone oxidoreductase complex assembly factor 2. The transcript is spliced from 4 exons. The coding region runs from base 78 to 593 and encodes 171 amino acids. Gene Ontology annotation, cellular component: membrane. Gene Ontology annotation, biological process: mitochondrial respiratory chain complex I assembly. The record is from RefSeq and is a predicted model, not a curated record. NCBI's taxonomy places the organism in Eukaryota, Metazoa, Chordata, Aves, Passeriformes, Hirundinidae.